AUGAGUUUACAAGCACUUCAAGAACUUCCUAAAGAAAAAAUUUUCCUCGGCAUAAAGGGGGUUCAAUUUUUACUUCUGUUUAUAAAUGUUAUAGUGGAAAUCGUGCAAGUCGCCGCCUACACUUCUUUGUCUAGUAGUUAUUAUGGAUAUGGAUCUUUAUUUAAACGUUAUUAUUCAGAUUAUUCAGAUUAUUAUCCAUCUUCUCCAUCUCAUAAAUCUGUUGAGAGUCCAGUUACAACAUAUUUUACAGAUGCCACAAAUGGCAAAGGAGGCGCGUCAAUAUGGGUAUACCUUAUUUUGUUAAUUACAUUAGGAUAUGUUAUCGGAUAUGCUGUAAUGUUUAAAAACAAGAUUUGGGUCAAACGAAGCGAAAUUCAUUUUAUAGCAUUCGAUGCUGCCUUUGUAAUUUUAUGGAUCACCGAAGUAUUCACUAAUCUCGUUUGGGCAUACAAAGGAAGGCAUAAUUUGUGUUAUGUCGUUAACGAAAAUUCUUAUAUUAUGCCUGCAGGUCCUAGAAAUCUCUGUAAUGCUUAUACUGCUUCCAAUGUAAUUGGAUGGAUGAUCUUAAUUUCAUUCAUUUUGGCCACAGGAUAUUCUUGGAAAGUUUAUAAUGAAGAAAAGAUUGCAGCAGCAAAUCCAACAGAUCAAUUUGGUAAUAAUAAUAUGACUUAUAUUCCUCAACAACCACAACCAUCACAAUAUGCUCAAGAGCAACAACAAUUCGAGCAAAUACAAUUAAAACAAUAA
Diversispora eburnea is the source of this 747-nucleotide messenger RNA. NCBI's taxonomy places the organism in Eukaryota, Fungi, Glomeromycota, Glomeromycetes, Diversisporales, Diversisporaceae. The record is from the annotation of a GenBank genome assembly.